AUGGCUGGCAGCGAAGCAGUGGAGCGGAAUGGAAGGCCGCUAGAGAUAUCGACCGAGCGAGAAGAGUAUGGUAGGAGAUUUUUGACAGCCUGCAACGCAGGCUUGCUGCAUCCCCUGGAAGUUUUAUUGGGUGCGCCGGCGGGAAAAGAUGCGCAUACCCCGUACGCGGGCGAAGUCAACUGGGGCCCAAGCACUGCGAAUUUCCCCACAAACUCUUCCCUCACCCAAGCGGCCGAGUUAACUAACUCAAUACUCCGUAGUCGUGGGUCUAUUCGGCACAUCGGGUGGGAUUAUCGAUUUUCAGAUGUCUUUAAGCCGCCGUCCGACACUAGUUUUAUUUUAGUGGCAACAAAGUCAAUGCUUUCUGGAGGCGAUUUCGGAGGAAUGCGCGCUUGUCACAGAAUUGGGAACGGUGCGAUGAGGGCAGACCCGUCUUUCGCAGAUGAAAAGCCUAACAAACCAUUGUUAAAGCAGCCUCGUGUCAUGUUGGAUUCGAGGCCCAUGUUCUGCAUGUUACAUGAAUGCUGUCAUCCCGCUGUUUCAUGA
Coccidioides immitis RS is the source of this 546-nucleotide messenger RNA. RefSeq lists its product as uncharacterized. NCBI's taxonomy places the organism in Eukaryota, Fungi, Ascomycota, Eurotiomycetes, Onygenales, Onygenaceae. The record is from RefSeq and is a predicted model, not a curated record. The transcript is spliced from 3 exons. Bases 1 to 546 code for a protein of 181 amino acids.